Molecule: messenger RNA, 2495 nt
Organism: Pieris napi
Lineage: Eukaryota; Metazoa; Arthropoda; Insecta; Lepidoptera; Pieridae
Exons: 9
Coding region: 192-1508 (438 amino acids)
Source: RefSeq, a predicted model, not a curated record
GGCGCACUGAGCAGUCCCGGCAUCGGACGUCGCAGGCGCAUCACGCUUCCAAAGCUUCGGAGAGCUUAUACGUGAUAGUGCGUUUUGGUGAUUGUUUUUUAACUGCUUUAGUUGUUUUUCGUGGUAGCAGGGUAAUCGGGGCAGAUAGUACUAACGGUUGGCUCCGCGCUCAAGUGUGGCAGACAGCAAGCAUGACGAGCGCCGGAGGCUGCGCUCUCGUGCUUAUCUUUUUGAUUGGGAGUGCAUCUGGUCAGGACUAUGAUGUAACAGAUAUACAGUGCACAUUCGCAAGUACCGGCUCAGGGAUCCGUGACUCGGUCACAGCCUUACUUCGGAAGCCCGAGGGGUUCCGCGGAGCACCCUUGUUCGCUGACGAUAGAGCUACAGACCCCGUGGCUGACCCCAUGUGCCAGAUUCGUCCUGAACCGGAGGACCCCACAGGAUUACUCUAUAGAUUACGGAUCGCCGACUUUACAAAAUGUGGAGUGCUAAAACGGAAUGGCUUUGUUCACGUCCGUGUAUGGUUCCCUCAAUUCCCCGGCGUAGUGAUGCAGUCAGAUCAAGAGCUGAUCAUCAUGUGCAAGCCGCCAGAGCCAACCAUCAUAGAGAACAAGGCUGCAGGUUUUGCCGGUAGUUUUCCGCACGGUGCCCGCGUAUCAGGGGUGGUUGAAGAGACUCCUGGCCGGCUGGAGUAUGAAGUAGCGUUGUACAAAGAGGCACCACCUCUGUCCCGACACUCCAAUCACUCAGUAGACAUGCCUGUUGACCAGGCAGUACCGAUUGGUACAAAGCUCCAACUGCGCGCGCGCAUUAACCCUGAUUCUGCAUGGAGGCACAUAAAGCUAUUGGAAGUCGCCGUGUCCCCAGACCCAGAUCGACCUCACGCUGCUGGCGCUGUCUUGUUGGUUAAGGAUGGAUGUCGCAACCGAGACUUCGCGUCAAUCAUCCCCCACCAGCCAGCGCGUUACAGAGAGAGGCAUAACGAGGUCUUUUUGGAUUUCGAGUCUUUUCUCCUAGCGUCAAUGAAAGAACGGUCUACUCUAUGGAUACACUCCCAGAUCAAGGCUUGCAUGGAGCCCGCUGACUGUCAACCGGACUACUGUCUCGAUUUGUAUGAAACUUCAGGACAUGGUCGUCGCAAAAGAUCGCUAGCGGGUACGGUGGAACACAAUAUAACCAGCGCCUCUCUGGUGGCUGACAAUGGAAGUACACCGUUCACUCGCUUCAAAGAGAAUCUUGAGUAUUCAGUAAUUAUGCCGGGAGAACUCUUUCAUAGAACACCCAUAGAGGCAACCUGUGCGACAUCUAUGAUGAUAUCUGUGGCACUAGGCACUCUGCUGUUUAUGUCCGCAUUGCUGAUGUGCUACCUCGCAACAAAAUUAAAUUCAACAAUGAUGAAAAACAGCAGCCUACCUACUAGAGGAAAAGGCUUCGAGCAAAUUUUACGAGAAUUGGCUCACCAUUCAAUCCCCGACACGGGAUAUACGGGACGGCCUACCGUGCAAUAAUAGAAUAAAAUGAGUGUACCUAUACCUCGUGAUACUUGCUACAGAAUGUUACUUUAUAAGGAUCAAAUCCAAAUACGUAGCUUAGAGAAAACUAAAUAAAACCCUUAUUAUCAAAAACAAAAUUAACCUCAAAGUCCUUUUUAACUAAAGACAUUGGGCAGUUUAAAUGACAUUUUGUUUACUCUAUAAUCAAAGACAAUUAAAGUAAAUUGUCUUUGUUAGAAUGAAGAAACUGAGGCUUUAGUUAAAUUGUGAACUAAUUAGUUUUGAUGAAUAAGUCAAGCUGUCAGCUUAUCUUCUAAAGUGAAACAACUGACAUUGUGUUAUAAUUCGCCAAUAUACAUAAAUUCAUUAAUUUAUACUUACAUAUUUUAUAGAAAUUAAAUAAAAAUUUGGUUUUAAAAGCAUUAUAACACACACGUAAUUUUUUUCAAAUAUUUAAAGUUUAAUACUUUGUAAAAGGCGUUAAAAGAGCUAUUAUUAUUAUUGCCCAAAAAUGAGUUUAAAUAUAGCCCAACAGUAUUACUUAUUCUUAAUUAUUAAUAACAUAUUGUGACCUAAAAUACAACAAAUCGCAUUGUUGUAAUCUCUCUGAGACUACAAUUUGAUAUUUAAAUUUAUUAUAUAAACACAACUCGUUGCAAUUUGUAGAAGAAAUAUAGUAGAAUUCAAGCAAUGUGCUUGGAACAUUUAUAUUAAGUAAGUAAUGUCUUAAGAUUGGUAGUAUAAAAACUUACUUUAUUUUGUUUAAGUAUUUAUUUAAAUUUAAAUAAGUUUAUCUUAUUCUUAUGACUGAAAAAUCAGAAGCGACCAUUUGGAUCAAAUAAUUUUUUUCAGUCAUGACAAUGUUUUACGUUUUUGGAACGAUUUAUAGAUUUAGCUGUAGGUAGGCAAUGACGCCACAUAGUUCAUUAUAAAAUAAUUGUAUUUAGUUUAAAAUACUAAUAAAACUCAUAAAAUUAUAAUAAAUUAUUAUAAAAACAUUAA